UAUACUAUUCUGAUCGUUGAAGAAUAAUAAUCGUCAUAUAUUCUAUUGUUUUGCCGUGGGAAUGAUCUUCGACAGUUCUUGUUCUCAGUCUGUCACGUUCAUUAUGCUGCUGGUUUUAUACCUGAUAUUAUUGUUGUUUAAACGUAGUCUGUAUUUUUCUAUUUUGGUAUCUUUCAACUUCAAAACAAUAACAAUAAAAGAGCAUCAUGGUCUAAGAAAGAUGAGCUUAUUCCGCUCGAUUCACCGGUUUUUGUCAAAUGUAAUUAUAUUACAAGGUGAGCAAAUCCAUUCUCGGAUUACCCAACAGGGAACAGGAACAUUUUUUCCAAAUAAGCUCAUCAACAUGUAUGCCGAGUGUGGGAAUUUAAAGGAUGCUCGUGAAGUAUUGGAGGAGAUGAAAGAAAGAGAUGUGUUGUCAUGGAAUGCGAUGAUUGCAGCAUACAGAAGACAUGGGUAUCCUGAGGAGGCACUGAAAAUGUUUCAGCAAAUGCAAGCAACAGGUGUCAAACCCGAUCAAUUCACUUUUUCUAGCAUACUCUCAGCCUGUGCCAAAUUAGGAGUUUUGGAAGAGGGAUUGGACAUCCAUCAAAGCAUAAUUAAAAGCGGAUUUCUGUCCGAUGUUGUAGUUGAAAGUGCUCUAGUAGACAUGUAUGCAAAAUGUGGGAGUAUAAACAAGGCACGUCAACUGUUCAACAAAAUGUCUCAAAGAAAUGUCAUUUCAUGGAAUGCUAUGAUUGCAGGAUAUGCGCAAAAUGGAAUUCUUGAGGAUGCUUUGAAGCUUUUCAAAGAAAUGCCCCAGAAAAAUAUGGUUUCAUGGAAUGUUAUGAUUGCGGGAUAUGUACAAAAUGGUAUUUUUGACGAGGCUCUGAAUCUUUUUAAAGAAAUGCCUCAACCAGAUGUCGUCUCAUGGAAUGUGAUAGUUGCAGGCUAUGUUCAAAACGGAUUUAUUGAAGAUGGCUUGGAGGCAUUUAAGCAAAUGCAAUUUACAGGUUCAAAGCCAAACUCCACAACCUUUGCUAGCAUCCUAUCAGCCUGUGCCAAAAUCAGAGCUUUAGAUUGGGGAAUGAGCAUCCAUCAAAGUAUAAUCGAAAGUGGUUUUUUGUCAGAUGUCGUUGUUGCAAGUGCCUUGGUAGACAUGUAUGCAAAAUGUGGAAGCAUACAUAAGGCAAGUGAACUUUUUGGCAAAAUCCCUAGACUGGAUGUGGUCUCAUGGACUUCAAUGAUUGCAGGAUAUUUGCAAAAUGGGUUUUUAGAAGAAGCCUUGAAAGUUUUUAAGCAAAUGCAACUGGCUAGUGUAAAGCCAAACUGCACAACCUUUUCCAGCAUCGUCCCAGCCUGUGCAAAAAUGGGAGCUUUGGAAGAGGGGAUGGAAAUCCAUCAAAGUAUAAUCAAAAGUGGAUUUUUGUCAGAUGUCGUAAUUGCAAAUACCCUGAUAGACAUGUAUGCAAAAUGUCGAAGCAUUCACAAAUCUCGUCAACUGUUUCACAACAUGCCUCAACAACAUGUGGUUUCAUGGAGUACAAUGAUCGCAGGAUAUGCACAAAACGGGUUUGUUCUAGAAGCUUUAGAAACUUUUAAGCAAAUGCAAUCGGCAGGUGUUAAGGCAAACUCCACAACCUUUACCAGCAUCCUCCCAGUCUGUGCCAAAAUGGGAGCUUUGGAACAGGGUAUGCACAUUCAUCAAAGCAUAAUAGAAAACAAUUUUUUGUCAGAUGUCAUGGUUAUGAAUGCCCUGAUAGACAUGUAUGCAAGAUGUGGAAGCAUAAAGAAAGCAUGUGAACUGUUUGAAAAACUGUCUGAACGAGAUGUGGUAUCAUGGAAUGUAAUGAUAGCAGGAUAUACACAAAAUGGAUUUGUUGCAGAAGCUUUAAAAACUUUUAAGCGAAUGCAAUCAGCAGAUGUUAAACCAAACUCCACAACCUUUGGCAGCAUCCUCCCAGCCUGUGCGAAGAUGAGAUCUUUGGAACAGGGUAUAAAUGUCCAUCGUAACAUAAUUGAAAGUGGAUUCCUAUUGGAUGUUGUAGUUGUGAGUGCUCUGGUAGACAUGUACACAAAAUGUGGGAGUAUAAAAAAGGCAAGUGAACUGUUUGACAAAAUGUCUCAACGAGAUGUGGUCUCAUGGACUGCAAUUAUUUCAGGAUAUGCACAAAAUGGGCUUGUUGAAGAAGCCUUGGAAACUUUUAAGCGAAUGCAAUUGGCAGGCGUAAAACCAAACUGUGCAACUUUUGCAAGCAUCCUACCAGUGUGUUCCAAAAUGGGAGCUUUGGAACAGGGUAUGGACAUCCAUCAAAGUAUUAUUGAAAGUGGAUAUUGCUCAGAUGUUAUAGUUGCAAAUGCCCUGUUAGAUAUGUAUGCAAAAUGUGGAAGCAUACACAAGGCACGUGAAUUGUUUGAUAAAAUGUCUCAGCGAGAUGUGGUCUCGUGGAAUACAAUGACUGCAGGAUAUGCACAAAAUGGCUUUUGCAAGGAUGCUUUCAAAGUCUUUGAACUAAUGAAGCACUCUGGAAUACACCCUGACCAUGGAAGCUUUGCCUGUGUAUUAUUUGCAUGCAGCCAUGCAGGUUUAGUGGAUGAGGGCUGCAAAUGCUUCAAUGGCAUGAUUGACUCUUAUUGCAUUAGUCCUAAAAUUGAUCAUUAUGCAUGCAUGGUUGACCUGCUUGGCCGUGCUGGGUAUCUUGAGGAAACUCUAAACUUUAUUAUCAAAAUGCCAACUAACCCUGUGGCAGAUGUGUGGAUGUGUUUGCUUGGUUCCUGUAGAUCACAUAAGAAUACAAGGUUAGGGGUAUUUACAGCAACUCUCCUUUUUGAGUUGGAUCAGAAAAACACUGCAGCUUAUGAUCUUCUGUCAAACAUCUAUGCAGACGUGGGCAGAUGGGACAAGGUUCAGAAGGUGAGGAGAUCUAUGAAAGAUAGAGGAAUUCAAAAGAUUCCUGGAUGUAGUUGGAUUGAAGUACAUAAAAUGGUACACGUUUUUUGUGUUGGAGACAGAUCACACCCACAGACUCUGGAGAUCUAUGCAAAGUUGGAGGAAUUGUCGUGGGAGAUGAAGGCAGCAGGGUUUCUUCCAGAUUCAAAACAUGUACUGAAAGAUGUGGAGGAGGAAGAAAAAGAAUUUUUCCUCUGCCACCAUAGUGAGAGGCUGGCAAUUGCAUUUGGCUUGUUAAAUACACCCCUUGGAACAACUAUUAGAGUCAUUAAAAACCUUCGAGUAUGUGUUGACUGCCACACUGCAACCAAAUUUAUCUCCAAGAUUGUUGCACGACAAAUUAUUGUGAGAGAUGCAAACCGGUUUCAUCAUUUCAAACAAGGACAAUGUUCUUGUGGAGAUUAUUGGUGAUGCCAAGUGAAGCAACAUGCAAACACAACCUUGCAUUGUAAUAGGCACAUUGUGUCAUACCAUAGCAAGAAGAUUGGCAACUGCAUUUGGAUUGUUAAAGGCGUCCCUUGGAACAACUGUUAAAAUCGUCAAGAACCUUCGAGUAUGUGUCAACUACCAAACUGCAACCAACUUAUCUCCAAGACUGUUGCACGUCAAAAUAUUGUGAGAGCUGCAAACCAGUUCCAUCAUUUCAAAUGAGAACAAUAUCCUUGUAGAGAUUAUUGGUGAUGCCAAGUGAAGCAACAUGCAAAUACAAUCUUGCACUGAAAAAGAUGCAUCACAUCAUACCUGCAGUGAUAAGAACGGGAUGAAUUUACUUUCACUUUCUGAAAAGGUUUUUAAUUUUUUAAUACAGUAUUUCUAAAUCUUACCAGAUUAUAUAUG
Messenger RNA from Cryptomeria japonica (Japanese cedar), 3763 nucleotides. Its product is annotated as pentatricopeptide repeat-containing protein At3g24000, mitochondrial-like. The record is from RefSeq and is a predicted model, not a curated record. Gene Ontology annotation, molecular function: zinc ion binding; RNA binding; protein binding. The coding region runs from base 62 to 3337 and encodes 1091 amino acids. The transcript has a single exon. NCBI's taxonomy places the organism in Eukaryota, Viridiplantae, Streptophyta, Pinopsida, Cupressales, Cupressaceae. Gene Ontology annotation, biological process: RNA modification.